Molecule: messenger RNA, 1406 nt
Organism: Heterocephalus glaber (naked mole-rat)
Lineage: Eukaryota; Metazoa; Chordata; Mammalia; Rodentia; Bathyergidae
Gene: Oip5
Product: Opa interacting protein 5
Biological process (GO): CENP-A containing chromatin assembly; chromosome segregation
Cellular component (GO): chromosome, centromeric region; chromatin; nucleus
Source: RefSeq, a predicted model, not a curated record
GGUCUAGGAAGUGACUGCGCGGGAACGCCUACGGUUUAUAUUGGCCAAUGAGGACCAAGAGGACCGCCAGGGCGGGGCCUGGUGGUUUGAAACACUGGCGCCGACAACCGGGAAGAUGGCGGCCCGGCCGCGGAGGCUUGGCCCUCUGUCUAUGAUGCUGACCCAGGGCAGCUUUUGCAAGGACGCUGAGACGAUUGGCGAGCCAUGCUUGACGACCUCCAUGGAGUGGGAUACGCAGGUGGUGGAGGGGUCCUCGCCGAUCGGCCCCACAGGGCUGAGGGCGGACAAGCAGCCCACCGGCCCGAGGCUGCCGCCUUGGCUGCAGCCCGAGAGGUGCGCCGUGUUCCAGUGCGCGCAGUGCCGCGCCGUGCUCGGCGACUCAGUGCACCUCGCCUGGAACCUGUCGCGGACCCUUGGGGCCGUGGUCCUCUCCAAAGUCACAAAAAACGUCGUUUUGGAAGACCCUUUUCUGGUUGGCAUCGAGGGUUUGCUCAAAUGCAGCACUUAUAACCGAUUAUUCUGCAGUUCCUGUGGGAUUCCCAUGGGUUUCCAUCUGUACUCCACUCAUGCUGCUCUGGCUGCCCUGAGAGGUCAUUUCUGUCUUUACAGUGAUAAGAUGAGUUGCUAUCUCUUAAAAACAAAAGCCAUAGUAAAUGCAUCUGAGAUGGAUAUUCAUGGUGAACCUCUACUAGAAAAGAUUACAGAGCUGAAAGAGAAGAUGAUGCUGAUGCACACUUGCUUAGACACAGUCAUGAAGACUCUGAAGGAGGGGACCCCUGACCAGUCCAAGCCAGAAAACUGAUCCAGAACCCAGGCUUGAGUAUAGACUUCAGGCCUAUACUUCAGGCCAGGUACCUUCAGCCACCGGGGCUGUUUGAUUUUUUUCUUUUCUGAAAGGUCUUACUCUAUCCCAGGCUGGCCUUGAACUCUCAGUCCUCCUGCCUCACCUCCCGUGUGCCACCAUGCCUAGCUUGUUUGGUCAUUUCUUGGAAAAAAGAAAUAGGCUUCAAGAAUGGGGGGAGGAAAUUAAAAAUAAAAACAAAGUAAAAAAAGAAUGGUGGGAGGAAAGGUGGUUUAUUAUUGUUUUCUUCUAGUCUGAUUUUCCAAAGACUUGGGAAGCUGUUCUUAGAAGCUAAGACAUUAGGGCUGGGGAUUUAGCUCAGUGGUUCCGUCGCCUACCCCAUAAGCGCAAGGACCCGAGUUUGAUCCCCGGUACCAAAAAAAAAAAAAAUUUACUGUGAAAGAUUACUAGUGUCUUACUUACCACUUCUUGACUGCAUCAAGGGGUGUGUCAACUGACUGAGCUAUCCUCUGUCCAUGGAGACUGUUAAGAUGUUCACUCAAUGAGGUAAUCACCUGUUGACAGAUUUCUCAGACUGUUCCUUUAGUUAUGUCAUGCAUUAAAU